AUGUACUCUUCAUCUAUACCAAGUCCGCCAUGGCACCCAGGUCCGAACCUUGACCGAACACCUCCCUCGCCUCCUCUGACAUCGCCAGCUUCACCCUCACGCACAAGUCGCCUCAGAGCUUUGAGUUACUUGCGAAGCUACACCCAAAGCCACAUCCUCUCUCGCGAUAGUCACAGCGGUUCGAAUACUCCAACCAGAACAGGAAGACCAGGAGUUGCGCGGGCCAGCAGCUAUCCUUCACCCUCCCCAUCGCCUGCUGCUGCAGCUACUCCUGCAGCAUCCUCAACCCCACUCCAGCAUCAGCUCUCGAGACAAACAUCUCCAACUGCGCAACGAGCUACAAUUACCGCCGACGUAACUUCACCAGAUAGUCACGCUAGCAGUACGGACAACUUGGGUGAGACCAGUGGGUGGUUGCCAACAGUUGGUGGGCUCAGUGCGGUGUCUCGUGUUGCAUCAGAACCUCAAUCCACCGCUACUGCUUCUUCUUCUGCGGUCCUGGCAGGUAACGAUCCGGCUACAGGAUCGACAGCUACAAACUCGAUGGCUCGAACUCGUGCGGCGACCAUUGGGGCAGAUAUUCCGGAGGGGUCAGAGGCACAGAGGAACCAGGCUCCCGGUCAGAAUGGUACUACGAAAGGAAUGGCUCAUCAGCUUCCCUCGAUACGAUUCCUAGCACAUCAAGAUCCCCGAGCGACAAGACCAUCACUGGCAUUCCAACAGAUGGCACGAAUACUGCCAACCGGGACUGAAACCAUCAAAGUAGGCAGAUAUUCGGAAAAAGAUACCCAGCCAUCGGCGGCAGCGAAUGUGCCAUCAGCGGCACCUGUUGGAUUCAAGUCUAAAGUGGUCAGUCGGCGUCAUUGCGAAUUCUGGUGCAAAGAUGGGCGAUGGUUCAUUAGAGAUGUGAAGAGCUCUUCAGGAACGUUUCUCAACCAUAUACGACUCAGUUCACCCGGAACCGAAUCGAAACCAUAUCCAGUCAAUGAUGGAGAUAUUGUUCAGCUAGGAAUUGAUUUCAAAGGAGGAGAGGAGAUGAUAUUCAGAUGCGUCAAGAUCAGAGUCGAGCUAAAUAAAGGUUGGCAGGUUGGGCCCAGCAGUUUCAAUGUCCAAUCACAUAAAAGACUUAGAGAGUUGAAUAACCUGGGGAAAUCAACUGGUGGUGGAUCUUCACAAGAUUGUGCGAUUUGUCUUGGUCCAAUUGCUCCCUGCCAGUCACUGUUUGUCGCUCCAUGCUCGCAUACCUGGCAUUAUAAGUGCAUACGAGUUAUCAUCAACGGCCCUCAUUGGCCACAUUUUAUCUGUCCAAAUUGUAGAAGUGUUGCGGAUCUGGAAGCCGAACUCGACGAUCCAUCGGCAAAUGCAGAAGACUCAGCUGGGGUAGAGGAUGAUGGCGGAAAUGAGAUCAAUCAUGGGGUUGGGCUUUCGGGACAGGAAUAUGACGAAUUAAUGCACAGGCUGGAAGGAGAGCCUCAAGAAGUUAAAGAAGCGGUUUUGCAGGCCACAACCAGGAGAUUAGCACACGAACCUCUGGAGGAAGUAGAAGCGGCAGCUCUUGAGGCAGCGAAACGAAGACACGCAGAACGAUCAUCAGGGACAACGACAGCUCAAAAUGCAUCGGAAGAAACUCACGACGAAGAGCCCGACCUUGAAAUCGGGGACUCAAACGAAGAUUCAGACUCAAAUCCAGAAAAUGGCGUCCACCAUAUGACAGACAAUAUGCAACACCUCAAUGUUGACGCGGCUCCAUCACCUGUAGAAUCAGAAUCACACACCCCUCUAAUAUCCAACUCCACCGUCCCACCAGUCGAUAUCGUCAGCCGCGGCUCCAUCUCCAACGGCUCAGGACGUCAACCAACCGCCCUCAGCAGGCCAAACAUUAAUGGCCGUAGCUCAACUCGCACUCCAAGCCCGAACGGCACAUCCUCCUCUCUCGACGUCGUCCUGACUGGCACUGAAGGGCCAAUGACGCCUCGAAACGACGCAGGUCCGUUCAUCUUCGAUGGGAGCGCGGGCAGAUUGAGUGACGCGCGGCCUAAUAGCGUGAAUCUUGCUGCUGCGACGCAGGGAUCUAUCAGUUGA
Messenger RNA from Glarea lozoyensis ATCC 20868, 2082 nucleotides. Its product is annotated as SMAD/FHA. Gene Ontology annotation, biological process: mitotic spindle assembly checkpoint signaling; protein ubiquitination; negative regulation of septation initiation signaling. The transcript has 3 exons. Gene Ontology annotation, cellular component: cell division site; ubiquitin ligase complex; cytosol. Lineage: Eukaryota; Fungi; Ascomycota; Leotiomycetes; Helotiales; Helotiaceae. The record is from RefSeq and is a predicted model, not a curated record. Bases 1 to 2082 code for a protein of 693 amino acids. Gene Ontology annotation, molecular function: protein binding; ubiquitin protein ligase activity.